UCGGUCACUGACGUUUUCCAUAAUGGCGGUACCCUUGUUACAAUGGGGACCGUAGCUGAUCACUUGUUAGCCAAUUUAUUGUGAAUAACUGCGGAUUACUCCAACAGCUUUGUGUUUUGAGUUAUUUACUCCGACGGCUACAUGUUAAAGUCCAGUGCAGCUGGUCCAUCCAAUGUUGCCUCUCCUCAACCCCUCAUGAAGGAAAACAAGGAGCACUUUUCAAUGACCGGCCAAGCAAUUCUGGACCACAUCAAGCCAUGCUGGUACUGGGACAAGAAGGAUUUAGCCCACACCCCCUCUCAGUCUGAAGGCCUGGACCCUGGCACAGAGGCCCGGUAUCGGAGAGAAGGAGCCCGCUUCAUAUUUGAUGUUGGGACCAGACUUGGCCUACACUAUGACACACUGGCAACUGGCAUCAUAUAUUUCCACCGCUUCUACAUGUUUCACUCCUUCAAGCAGUUCCCCAGAUAUGUGACAGGUGCUUGCUGUCUUUUCCUGGCGGGGAAAGUGGAGGAAACUCCAAAGAAGUGUAAAGACAUCAUCAAAACAGCCCGCAGCUUACUGAAUGAUGUGCAAUUUGCCCAGUUUGGAGAUGAUCCAAAGGAAGAGGUGAUGGUGUUGGAGAGGAUUUUGCUCCAGACUAUCAAAUUUGACCUGCAGGUGGAGCAUCCUUACAUGUUCCUGCUGCGCUAUGUCAAGCAACUCAAAGGUGAGAAGAAUAAAGUGUGCAAGGUGCUACAGAUGGCAUGGACAUUUGUCAAUGACAGCCUGUGCACCAUGCUGUCUCUUCAGUGGGAACCAGAGAUUAUUGCGGUAGCCGUCAUGUACCUGGCCGGCCGCCUCUGUAAGUUUGACAUCCAGGAGUGGACCGCCAAGCAGUCGUCCCGCCGCUGGUGGGAGCAGUUUGUCCAGGACGUCCCAGUUGAGCUGCUUGAAGACAUUUGCCACCAGAUCCUGGACCUGUACUCCCAGGGAAACAAGCCCAUCCCUCAGCAGAUGCAGGAGAAGGAGCGGGUACCUGUUCUUCAGGCCCCUGCUCCUCCAGCCCCACAGGGACAACCACCAGCUGCCAACCCUCCUCCCCCACCACCAAAGAAGACUUCCCCUCAGGGUGGCAGCCCUGCACGCCAGCUAAAACGUUCACAUACAUCCCCAAAAGAUGAACCAAAGGCUCCAGAACAAGUUGGAUCAAAGAUUCCUAGACUGGAGAGCCCCAUGCCCCCUCUGCCUACAUCGCAGCCUCCCCCAGAACGUAAAGCCCCUGCUCCAGCCCCUCCCACAGAAGCAGAACCAGGAAGUGAAACAGCUCCUCCUCUCCCGCACGCUCCACCUCCACAUCAGCCCCCUCCCCUACCGCAUCGGCCGCCUCCACCUCCGCCCUCCAACUACAUCAUGUCCACCACCAGCUCCUACAUGUCCGGAGAAGGGUACCAGAGCCUGCAGUCGAUGAUGAAGACAGAAGGUCCCUCCUACGCCCCCAUGCCGCCCAGCUACGCACCCCCAAUACCACCAUAUCACCCCCACGCCUAUCCACCGCCUGCAGCACCACCUCCAGGCCCUCCUCCUUCCAACUACCCGCCACCCAACUUGCCGCCAACAUAUCCGCCACCGGGAUACAACAGCUACCCUCCACCACCGCCUCCACGCAUGCCGCCAGGCCACGUACCCCCUCCGGGUAUAGGUCUCCCGCCUGCUGGAUACCCUCCUCCACCCCCCGUGCCCCCAGGACAGUCUCCGGUGCCCCUGCCCCCUCCGCCUGGCAUGCCCCUGAACCGUGGUGGGUGGAUGAGAUGAGAAUGUGACAACAGUUUCUGAACUGAAUCUGUGCAGAACUGGACAAGGAGAAUAACCAGGAACCUGUGUUAUUCUGGUACAAACAGAUGGAGAGCUUGUUCACCUCCAGUAUGACUAAUGUUCAAGAGGUUCUUAAUAAAGGCAACAAAUUUUGAGGUCUGGACAGUAUUUUUAUGAGAACCUGAACUGGCACUGAAAGACUGCAGCGAUCCUGAAAUAAAUUGCCUAAACAUGUACAGGAUGGUUCUUAAUGUGCGUAGUUCCAGGAUCUUGUAACAAACACUGUCCACUUGUUGCUAUUGUUCUGGAAAUGGACCAGAAAAUAUUAGCACCCUGAUUUUUUUUUUUUGUUGGUUUUGUCACACAUUCUCAUUCACUAGUUUUAGGGUGGUUUUACUUUACCUUGAAGUAACUCAACCAUAUUUCCUUCUAUAUUCUAUUAACCCGAUUGUGUUUUUGGUUUUCAUGAAUAUUACGGUGUCCUGUCCCCUGCAAUCCAUUUUCCUUUUUUUCCACAUUCCCACUUUUUUGAUGAGAAAAACGGAGCGUAAUGAAAUCUUGAGAUGGUUGAACAUGCAGUAGUCAAAUAUAAAAAGCACUGUCACACUAAAUGAGAUGUUCGUUAACAUACAGUUUACUCAAACUUUAUGUCUAUCCUUUUUGUCACAUUACUUUCCAUUCAGUGAAAACACUGCGGCCAUGUUACAAGAUGUUUCCGCUACCAUAAGACCAUGUCAGUUUUUGUAAUUUCAUCGCAUCGUUAUUUCUUGUAACAUUACUUUUAGUGAAUCUGCCCUGCAGAUAGUAUUACAUGAACUACAGUACAUAAACCCCAUUAUCAAACCAACCAUGGGCAGUUUAAGGUAUAUUUGUACAUAUCUGACCUUCUCAUUUAGGCUUUUUUUCAGAGUUUUUGUCCACAUGUGCCUUAGUCAGGCUUCUUUUUCCUGUAUGCUGCACGCAGCUUUGGUUUUGUGUCUGAGAGGUUCUUGGGACAAUAAAGACCUGCUUUUCCUACUUUAAA
Messenger RNA from Micropterus dolomieu (smallmouth bass), 2818 nucleotides. It is a transcript of the gene ccnk, whose product is annotated as cyclin K. Lineage: Eukaryota; Metazoa; Chordata; Actinopteri; Centrarchiformes; Centrarchidae. The coding region runs from base 142 to 1794 and encodes 550 amino acids. Gene Ontology annotation, biological process: positive regulation of DNA-templated transcription, elongation; regulation of transcription by RNA polymerase II. Gene Ontology annotation, cellular component: nucleus; cyclin/CDK positive transcription elongation factor complex. Gene Ontology annotation, molecular function: cyclin-dependent protein serine/threonine kinase activator activity. The record is from RefSeq and is a predicted model, not a curated record. The transcript has 11 exons.